Nerophis lumbriciformis (worm pipefish) is the source of this 1332-nucleotide messenger RNA. NCBI's taxonomy places the organism in Eukaryota, Metazoa, Chordata, Actinopteri, Syngnathiformes, Syngnathidae. The record is from RefSeq and is a predicted model, not a curated record.
AUGACCGAACCUACUUCGAUGACCACGGUGCUGCUGAAGCUGGCAGCCACCGCCUUCUUCGUCGGCCUGAACGGUUUUUUCGUAGCGGCGGAGUUCGCGCUGGUCAAAAUCCGUGGCAGCCGCAUCGAAGCGCUGGCCAAGCAGGGCAAGAGCUCGGCGGUGACGGUGCAGCGGAUCCUCAAGGAUCUAAACCUCUACCUGUCCGCCUGUCAGCUGGGCAUCACCAUCGCCAGCCUGAUCCUCGGCUGGCUGGCCGAGCCGGCGGUUGCGGCGCUGUUGCAACUUGCCGCGGAGGGCCUUGGCUUCGAGGUGCAGGAGAGUGCCAGCUUCCACCUCUUCGCCCUGGUGGUAGCACUGACCAUCAUUACGAUCUUGCACGUCACCAUCGGCGAGCAGGUGCCGAAGAUCUGGGCGAUCCGCAAGGCCGAGUCCACCGCCUUGCUGACCGGUUAUCCACUGUGGCUGUUCACCCUAAUUCUCAAGCCGUUCAUCGCUUUUAUCAACGCUGUUUCGAACCUGAUGCUGCGCGGUUUCGGGCUCAAGGAUGACGGCGGCCAUGGCGACGAAGUCCACGACAUCGAGGAGCUGCGGGCGAUCCUGCGGGCGGCCUCGCACGCCGGCAACAUCACUAAGCGCCAAGAGGCCUUCGGUGACAAUAUCCUCGGGUUGGUCAAUCUGCGGGUGCGGCACAUCAUGCUGCCACGGGUCGACGUGGCCUAUGUCUCGACCCGACAGAGCGCCGAGGAGAACCUUGCGCUGAUCCGCAGCAGCCGGCACUCGCGGUUUCCGGUCGCCGAUCCAGACCUCGACCAGACCGUCGGCAUCGUCCACGCCAAAGACAUCCUAGGCUCGGUGCUGGAGGGUAAAGCAGCGCCUAGCCUGGUAGAACUGGCCAGGCCCAUCCCGUCGGGCGAGCGCACCCACUGCGCCAUGGUGGUCGACGAGCACGGCACCACCGUCGGCAUGGUGUUUCUAGAGGACGCUUUGGAAGAGAUCGUCGGUCCACUGCCCGACGAGUUCGACGAAAUGGCGCCGCUGACCCACGACACCGAGGACGACUCGAUCGAGAUGUCCGGCAACCUACCUUUGCCGGAGGCGGCCAAGCAUCUCGACCUGGAGCUGGGCACCGAGGAAGACACCGUGGCCGGCUACGUGGUGUCGCUGUUGGGACGCAUCCCCAAGGUCGGCGACUCGCUAGAGGUGCCGCCGUACCGGAUUCGGGUCUUGGCGAUGGUCAAGCGGCGGAUCUCGCGGGUCAGCUUCGAACGCCUGGACAACGAUCUGGAAGGCGAUGACAAGGGCGACGACCAAGGCCAGGGUGCGCACUCUUGA